Gossypium raimondii (Peruvian cotton) is the source of this 1812-nucleotide messenger RNA. RefSeq names its product zinc finger protein CONSTANS-LIKE 16. Gene Ontology annotation, molecular function: protein binding; zinc ion binding. Gene Ontology annotation, biological process: regulation of DNA-templated transcription. NCBI's taxonomy places the organism in Eukaryota, Viridiplantae, Streptophyta, Magnoliopsida, Malvales, Malvaceae. Gene Ontology annotation, cellular component: nucleus. The transcript is spliced from 2 exons. The record is from RefSeq and is a predicted model, not a curated record. The coding region runs from base 213 to 1457 and encodes 414 amino acids.
UACUAUGGGCCACAGUUAAAAACAUUACUCUCAACCCCAAUUAUUGAACCAUGGUCUCCUCAAAAUAAAUAGAUAGCAGGUACCCUAACGUUCCCUUGUAAAGGCACUUUACUUUAUAUCAGCUUGUUCCCUUUGUUGAAAUUCCUAAGUUGAGCUAAGCCCGUUUAAUCCUUGCAAACCAAACUUAAUAAUUGUGUUUUUCCUUCUAUGCAAUGAUCUCCGACAAGAGAGCAGCGAAUGCCAUGGGAGGCAAGACUGCUAGAGCCUGCGAUGGCUGUCUACGAAAGCGUGCUCGUUGGUAUUGUUCAGCUGAUGAUGCCUUCCUUUGCCAAGGUUGCGAUACAUCAGUCCACUCCGCUAACCAGUUAGCCAGUAGACAUACAAGGGUUAGGCUUGAAACUGCAUCUUCCAGGUUCAAUGCUUCUGUUAUCAACAACAGUGCUACUGAUCAAGAUGCUCCGCCAGCAUGGCACCAAGGUUUCACUCGCAAGGCAAGAACACCAAGGCAAAACAGGUCCAUAUUGGGGCAACAAAAAAGUGAGGGAAAAGUAUGGGAUUUGAACCCUCUUGUUCCUGAGGUUGGUUGUGAAGACGGAUCAGCUGAUGAGACUGAAGACCAGCUGCUUUGCAGAGUCCCUGUAUUCGAUCCUUUUUCUGCUGAAUUACGUGAUAUGGUAAAUGAAAACGGGAAUCUAGUAGUUGAUGGUUUUGAAGAUGAAGGAACAUGCCAGUUGGAUGAUGGUUUACAUGGUUUUUUACCUUCAGAUUUGGAUCUUGCCCAGUUUGCUGCUGAUGUUGAGAGCUUACUAGGAGAUGGACUAGAUGAGAAUAAUACUUGUAAUCACACCAAAGGAACUGAAUUGAUGGACUGCAAACAGGAAGAUGAAAGUAAUGCUUUUCAAGAACGCAAAAUAAAAGAUGAAGAAGAAGAAGAGGAAGGUAUUAUAACGGCUUGUUGCUUUGAUUCAGAUUUUGAUGUAACAAGAUCAUCGUUAAACUGGAGUUUUGAUUAUGAGUCACCAACGAUUGGUGAUCAAGAGGAGGAAGAGAAGGUGGUUCCAGUGGCGGAGACAAUGGAUGGUGAAAAUAAGGCAGAAAAGAAGAGGAACAUGCUGCUGAGGCUGGAUUAUGAGUCAGUCAUCACUGCUUGGGCCACCCAAGGCUCUCCGUGGACAUCAGGAACCCGACCUGAAUUCAACCCCGAUGAUUUCAUGGGCUCAAACCCUAAGGAGGGCAUAGGGGGAAUAUGCAGCCAGGGAAAAAGGAACAUUACAGACGGUGAAAGAGAAGCAAGGGUAUCAAGGUACAGAGAGAAACGAAGAACCAGACUGUUUUCGAAGAAGAUAAGGUACCAAGUGAGGAAGCUGAAUGCCGAGAAAAGGCCUAGAAUCAAAGGCAGGUUCGUUAAGAGAGCGUCCUUUGUGGGUGGGGACUGUUUUUCCUAUUAUAUCAAAUAAGUAGUAAAAAUAAAAAUGCCAAAUCUUGAUGUUUGUUUCUUGGCAAGAAUUGGCAGUAGUAGCAGUAGCAGUAGCCAACACCCAGACUAUGUUGGCCAAGUUUAGUUUUAAAUGAAUAAUUAUUAAUGCGGAACUAUACUGUUAGACUUCUCUCUAACAGUACUGCUGAUAUCCUCCUCCUAAUGGUUGAAGGCUACGAUCUUAAUUAACCGAAUACGUUGUAACGUUGUAAAGCAGUGAAGUUAAUUUCUGGUUUCUAAUUUCCAUCUUCUUCUUCGUAUAGAUGAAGAGUAUUGUUUCAUUUUUCCACAUAUAUAAUAUGUGUGUAUAUAUGAAUGUAUGUAAUUGUUAUGAA